AUGGUGCAGCCCCGACCGCGACUCCAGCUGCUGCGGCACGGCCGCCUCGCCGCCGCCCUGGCGGUCGCGUUUGCCGCUCUGACCGCUGCCCAUCACCUGCCGCCCACCAUACGUAAGUCGUCGUCUGCACAGGCACGACACGGCACGCUGCAGCUGCUAUCAACGAAGCUUACUGCGUUCCUGAAAGUGUGUCAUCGCAACGAUCCUCGACUCAACGACUGCGUGAGGAAUUCGGUCGACGCUCUCAAACCGUACCUUAAAACAGGCAUCCCGGAGCUGAGCAUCCCGGCGUGCGAGCCGCUGCAGAUCCAGCAGCUGGUGAUCAACCAGGGCCGCGGGCCCGUCAGCGUGCGCUCCACCUACAGCGGCAUCCGCGUGCGCGGGCCCGCCUCCUUCAACCUCAAGAGCGUCAAGGUGGACCUGAACAAGGACCGGGCGAGGUUCAAGCUGCGCCUGCCGAGGCUCGAGAUGACCAGCGACUACAAGAUCGACGGCCGCAUCCUGCUGAUGCCCAUCACCGGCAAAGGGCACUGCGAGGGGAACUUCACUGACGUGGACGCGACCUGCACGAUGCAAGGGGAGCGGGUGCAGCGCGACGGCGCCACCUACCUGCACGUCAAGACGUUCAGCACUACCUUCAGCAUCGGCCACGCAAAGGUCAAGCUCAACAACCUGUUCGGCGGCGACAAGGAGCUGGGUGACGCCAUGAACCAGUUCCUAAAUGAGAAUUGGCGCAACGUGGCAACAGAGAUCAAGCCCGUGCUCGAGGAGACCAUCAGUGACCUGUUCAAGAAGUUCUCCAACAAGAUCUUCAGCAAGUUCCCCAUGGAGCAGCUGCUACCACCCUAGGCAACACCACACCGUUUUCCAUUCGCACUGCACGACACGAUCGAACGUAUGAUGUCGAGCAGCGUAUCGCACUUGUCAGAUAUCAUCAUUUCAUAAACAACUUGUACAUAGUAGUUUUUUUGCUUUGAGUAAUGGCAAGCAACAGUAGUG
Messenger RNA from Schistocerca cancellata (South American locust), 999 nucleotides. Its product is annotated as circadian clock-controlled protein daywake-like. The transcript is spliced from 6 exons. Bases 1 to 849 code for a protein of 282 amino acids. The record is from RefSeq and is a predicted model, not a curated record. Lineage: Eukaryota; Metazoa; Arthropoda; Insecta; Orthoptera; Acrididae.